AUGGAAGAAGGAAGGCAAUACAGAAUGGAUCGUCAAUUGUUCUUAGCUGCUUCAAAUUGUGAUUUAAAAUUCUUUGAGAAAUUGACAGAUCCCAUUAGUAGUACCCUUUUCCAAGUGACAACUGAGAAGAACACUGUUCUUCAUGUUGCACUGCAAUACAAAAAAUUUGAGCUUGCGGAAAAGAUAGUUAAUUUAAGUCCAAGACUUGUGUAUGAAAAAAACUCCAAAGGCAAUACUCCGCUACAUGUUGCUGCGAUGGUUGGAACUUCUUCACUAGUAAGCCUCCUAAUAGACCAUGCCAAAAAGUUGGAUAUUGAAUCAGGUGGCGGACAGCUUCUGGGUAUGUUGAGUCUAUACGGAGAUACAACCUUGCACGUUGCUGUGCGAUAUGGUAAGUUUGAGAUUGUGAAAGUACUAAUUAAGGAGGAUCCAGAGUUGGCUAUGUGUGUAAACAAUGCUGGGGAAUCCGCACUGUUCCUUGUUGUGGAUAAACAACGCUAUGACAUGGCUUCUCAUGUCCUAAGUGUUGCUCCAGACUGCUCCUACGCUGGAAGGCAUGGCAUGAAUGUCUUGCAUGCACUCGUUAUUCACACAAAUACUUAUAUGUGCGAAUUGUUGGACAACAAGGGUCGGAAUGCUCUUCAUGCUGCUGUAGAAAGUGGAGGGUGGAUAGCAAUUGGAUUUUUUAGGAAGAGACCAAAGUUUGAGGGUCUCAUCAACGAAAAGGAUGAAGAAGGAAACACGCCUAUGCAUCUGGCAGCUAUCAAUGGGGAUAUCUUGACUGCAUCACAAUUGGCAGAAGUUAGAGGUGUUGUCUUAAAUGCUACAAACAAGGAGGGCUAUACUCCAUUGGACAAUGUUUUGUUAAGAGAGAAGUUAAACUCCUGGAAAAAGAAAGAAUUGUGGGAGAAGGGCGCUCGACAAAGCCUGAGGGGAGCACUCAUAAAGAUGGGCAUUCGGAAUUUGAAGCCUAGAAGCAAACCAAAACUGGCCGGCGAUGGCGAUGCUAAUGGCGAGGGAAAGUCUGAAUCAGAUUGCUGGAAGCGAGUGAGUGAGACCAAUAUGUUGGUAGCCACACUCAUCGCUACUGUGAGCUUCACGGCAGCUUUCACGGUGCCCGGUGGAUAUAACCAAAACGGAAGUGUGCAUGAGGGCUUGGCAGUACUAAGGAAAACAAGUGCUUUUCGUGUAUUUCUUAUAGCUAAUACUUUAGCUUUUGCUCUUUCUACUAUCUCAGCAUGA
Molecule: messenger RNA, 1242 nt
Organism: Quercus lobata
Lineage: Eukaryota; Viridiplantae; Streptophyta; Magnoliopsida; Fagales; Fagaceae
Product: ankyrin repeat-containing protein At5g02620-like
Exons: 3
Coding region: 1-1242 (413 amino acids)
Cellular component (GO): plasma membrane
Molecular function (GO): protein binding
Source: RefSeq, a predicted model, not a curated record